Molecule: messenger RNA, 666 nt
Organism: Debaryomyces fabryi
Lineage: Eukaryota; Fungi; Ascomycota; Pichiomycetes; Serinales; Debaryomycetaceae
Exons: 1
Coding region: 1-666 (221 amino acids)
Source: RefSeq, a predicted model, not a curated record
AUGAAGAGAAAGUGGGUAUCAAAUGAUAUUGAAAAAAUCUCGGAGGAAGUAUGUACGAAUCAAUCAUUUCUGAUUUUGCAAAUCCCCACAUUGAAAGUACAGAAGUAUAAAGCUCCACAGUUGAGCAAAUUACAAGUCCCACCGACAUUAGAGCUGGUUUCAGAAUCCCCAAAGGUUACUGCUUGGGUGAGUGAUUUAUUACAUUCCAUGGCAAAUCUGAGAGACGAGAUAAAAUUCGAUGACCAAAAUGGAUCAUGUACAAAUGGAAAUAAUGGAGUCAAAGUGUUGAUAUUUUUGGGUGCAAUGGGAAAAGAGUAUAUUACCUCUAUCAGAGAACAAUUAGAAUGUUAUGAGGACUCGUUGUUUUUCAUUUCUUCUAGCUUGUUAGAUUCGUGUGAUGCUGCUCAUCACUCUGAUGACCAACAGUGUUUGCAAUUAUCGACAUAUUUCGAAUUAAUCGACCCUUUAGGAGGAGGAGCAUACCCCUUAGAUUACUUGGUAGUAGUUGACUCUCACGAUAGCAUAAGAUGUAAAAUUCCUAUACGAAUAUGUCGUAACAACUUUCAUAGUCCACAUGAAAAAUUUGGCGUUGACUUGGAAAGACUUCCAAGCUUGAUUGAAGAGUAUAUGCAGCAUUUUAUGUCUAUUCUGGCAAUAACAUAUUAA